Molecule: messenger RNA, 3002 nt
Organism: Zychaea mexicana
Lineage: Eukaryota; Fungi; Mucoromycota; Mucoromycetes; Mucorales; Lichtheimiaceae
Product: ras guanine nucleotide exchange factor domain-containing protein
Exons: 6
Coding region: 153-2843 (896 amino acids)
Biological process (GO): Ras protein signal transduction; positive regulation of GTPase activity
Cellular component (GO): plasma membrane
Molecular function (GO): guanyl-nucleotide exchange factor activity
Source: RefSeq, a predicted model, not a curated record
GUGGUGGUGGUAGUAGUAGCAGUGGUGUUCUUGCAGAGAAUUGGCAUCACUGCCAACACCAACAACAACAGCAACAACAUAAACAGCGACACAAACAGCAGCUGCAUACCUCACGCUCCUUUACGCAAGGGACCUCAAGUAAACUUUCGAAUAUGUUUGCACGCCGACGGAAAUCGCUGCAUUCAUCGACGCCUUCCUCCUCUGUAAUAGCAGGAACAGCACCUGCAACGCCCACCGUGACCAGCCUGACGAGCGCUAGCAUAGGAUCAUCCUCCUCUCCUAUCAGCAACAACAAUUGUGACGAAGCCAAAGGCAUUGUAUCUGCCAUUAUUGCAGCUGCAUCGUCAGAAGAGUUGGGCUGGGUGGGUGUUGAGGACAAGAGCAACGACUAUGGUGAUGAUGUGUAUGGCGAUCAACAGCAGCAACAAGAGCCACCGUCACCACCUCCUGCACCACCGAUUGAAAACGAUCCACAUGUAUUUGACUUACUGGAGCGCAAUUCAACCCGCUUUAUCUAUUACGGCAAACGGGAUGAUCCCCAGCUGACGUCUGCGACUAUUGAGAAACUUGUCGAAAAACUUACCAAAGAAAUGGACUCGGAAUUCCUGAUGGAUUUCUUCUUGACGUAUCGCCAAUUUGUAUCUCAAAUCCGGUUGUGUAAAUUGCUUAUUUUGCGGUUUCGAUGGGCAUUGAUGGAGGAUACGGAUGAACGACGACUCGUACGAAUCAGAACGUUUGUAGUGAUCCGUCACUGGCUGACACAUUACUGGGCUCAUGAUUUCGUGCCAUCACGCACGCUUCGGUUUAUGCUCUGCACAUUCUUAUCCCAGCUCCGCACGCAUCCCAUCAUUCUCUCUUCGCCACGCGAUGCCCGUAUCAUCAAAAGCCUGCGCAAUGUGCUAAAGCGCCAACGCAAACUGCACAGCAUGAAGGAGGAUGAAGACGGAUCGAUCCGCUCCUCUGUCGAUACUUUUUCAUCCUCAGCAACAUCGACAGCAGCAAUGAAUUAUCAGCAACAACAGCGCUGGUAUUACAACAACAGUAGCUAUGGAACCAGCAGUACAACAGCUACAUCUCGUACCAGUACGUCGCACCACUACAUGACCGCAUCCUUGCCUACUACUGCUGGCAGAAGUCGAGGCUCGCGCAAGGACAGUGCAAUUGGCAUGACAACACCAUCACCAUCACAACAACUCAAAGAGCUCAAACCAUCUAUAUCUACACCGACCUUUUUCUCACGAUCUAGACGAGUGUCCAAUAACUCGAAUACCUCCUCCUCCUCCUCCUCCUACGCUCAUCACAACCAUUUCUACUAUCACCACCAUUAUUACCGUAGUACAGCUCCAUCUUGGACAGCCAAGGUCAAUUUUAGUAUUCGAAGUAUCAAACGAUCGGUACCGACCGUCUGUCAAUCUUUAUGGCAUACUGUCCAUAAUCCUACUAGCAGCAGCAGCAGCAACAGCACCUCGGCUUCACACCAUUAUCAGGAUCCUAAAGAAGGAUGCACCUGUCCAACAGCAGCACUAGAAGGUAAAGGUGAGCGAAAACGAACCACCUCCUUGAUCCGAUCGGCGAGUCGCAUAUUCGAACAAUCCUACCCCCGCACAUCCAUGUCUACUCCCGUUGGUACAACCACAUCAACGACGACAGAUCCAAAACAUCCCAACCCAUUAUGUCCAUUACACACUAUUCCCAUGACACCCACACCUUCACAGCGUGGUGAUGGUGGCUCUUUACGAAAUAGUAGUCGACUGAACAACAGGUGCCAGCAACAUUAUCAUCAACCUAGUAUUGUUGAUCCACACAUUGUCGAUUACAAACCCUUUGUGCUCCAGUAUAGAUCCGAAAUCAUUGCCCAGCAGUUUUAUAUUAUCGAGCAACAGAUGCUUCAGAAUGUGACGUGGGAUGAAUUGGCAGAAUUGCGAUGGAGAAACAACAGUACGAGGAGAAACUCGACAACGAUCGACGUCGUGGCGGAACAAGGCGAGUUGGGAGGUGGAGGCAUUGAGCAAUUAAUAAAUUAUUUCAACAAGACAUGCCAAUGGGUUACUUCCGAGAUUGUACAGAGUCGAUCCUUGGAUACACGAGUUCGUGCCAUUGAAAAGUAUAUCCGCAUUGCCCUGAAAUGCUAUCGCCACCGCAACUACAGUACAUUAAUGCAAAUUCUUUUGGGCCUCCAAUCACCAGCCGUAUCAAGACUCGAAAAAACCUGGCAACGGAUCGCCCAUUAUGAAUCCGAGAUAUUCAACGAACUCAAAGAAAUGGCCAAACCGUUCCGAAACUGGAAAAACGUGCGAAUGGCCAUGAACAAGGCAAUCGAGAAUAUCGCAGAAUCUUCUGCUGUUGAAAGUAUUUUGACAUCGAGUCAUUUUAUUGCUGCUGUCGAGGGUCGUCAACAUCAAAGCAGCACUUGUGGUAAAAGGAAUAGUAGUAGUAAUAACGGUGGUGGCUAUCGUCGUGCCACUACAGCUGCUGUGCCGGGUUGUAUCCCAUUCCUUGGACUUUAUCUAUCUGACUUGGUAUUCAAUGCCGAGCUGCCGACAUUUAUUGCUGCUGCUACAAGCCCAUCCUCUCCUUGUUGUCCAACAAGUAAAGGAGAUGGUAUCAUUCAAGAAGAGGAAGAAAGUGAUGAUGCAGAGCUGCGCUCGCGUCUAAGUACUCAUUUGGUGAAUUAUAACAAGUUUCGAAUUACAGCAUCUGUGAUAAAACAUGUGUUGGCCUUCCAGGUGUUAUCCAGGACAUACGACUUUGGUUACUGUUCAGAACUCUUUGCGCGAUUAGAAAAUCUGCGGUUUUUGGACAAUGCCGAAAUCCGAAAAGCAAGUCUUCUAUGCGAAGAGUGAUAGCUCAAGAAUGCUUGCUACCACAUCUAUUCCACAUCCCUUAAACCCAUCCCUGCAUUUAUUUUACACAGCAUUCACACAUUAUCAUUCCUCACCAAUCAUACUUUACUAUCUAUUUCAAUCCUAUACACACGCACAUUACAAAAAAAAAAAAAGACA